Elgaria multicarinata webbii is the source of this 3558-nucleotide messenger RNA. RefSeq names its product short coiled-coil protein (gene SCOC). Bases 179 to 427 code for a protein of 82 amino acids. The transcript has 4 exons. Gene Ontology annotation, cellular component: trans-Golgi network. The record is from RefSeq and is a predicted model, not a curated record. NCBI's taxonomy places the organism in Eukaryota, Metazoa, Chordata, Lepidosauria, Squamata, Anguidae.
UUGUUUUCAUGGAGCAAGGCGCGUGCGCUGCCGGCUGGGCAAAGAGAAAGCCGCGCAGGCGUAGUGGCCGCUUUUGAACUAGGCUGGGGUCGGGGUCCGAGGGUAACCUGUGCAGGUGGGGAGUGCAGAACACAUCUCUGAAGUGCAGAAUUCAAGAGUGGAUAGGAUCUAUUCAACAAUGAUGAAUGCGGACAUGGAUGCUGUUGAGGCUGAAAAUCAAGUGGAAUUGGAAGAAAAAACACGACUUAUUAAUCAAGUUUUGGAACUGCAGCAUACACUUGAAGAUCUGUCUGCAAGAGUAGAUGCUGUUAAAGAAGAAAACUUGAAACUGAAAUCAGAAAAUCAAGUUCUUGGACAAUAUAUAGAAAAUCUAAUGUCUGCCUCUAGUGUUUUUCAAACUACUGACACAAAAGGCAAACGAAAGUAAGGUGUUGAUAACCAAACUAUAACAUUAUAUUGCUGCUGCUUUUGUUUAAAUUUUAAAUUGCAUAAGGCUACAUGACUUUAAUACCCUAGUUUGUAGCAUCAUUGAAUAUUUGAAGAUUUAAUGGCACUUCUAGACUACUUUAAAGUUUUUAAUGAACAACUGGGCAGUGCAAGUCUGUAGUGUUAGUUUUUCAACAGUGUGCAAAGGUAGUGUAGAGGAAAUAUUUAUUACACAGUCUAAAGACAAGUGCUUUUGAAAUUCAGCUCUGCUUUUAUGUUUAAAUGUUCAUACACUGCCAAGAACUUUAAAUAUUGCAAUUUUUACAGUGGUACCAUUCACUAGCAAAAUAACACAGUGUUGUGUAGAGUGGUGUGAAAUCCUUGUUUGGAAUGCAUUAUUUGCAUGUCUUCCCCUUGGCUCUAGAAAAGUUUGAACACAUCCCCUGUCUCCUCUCCACCCUUCUCAAUGAUGUUCUAAAUUCUUCCAGAUAAAGAAAAAUAGCUUAGCUUUUUUGUUUAAUACUUUAAAGGAAGUUAAGGAUUUAGUAACAUAACAUGAUUGCUUGCAAGGUUGUAAAGGGGGAAAACCUAUUGCAAAACUUGACACACCACUCUUUCGAAUGGAGAAAUUGUAACUUUUCAAAAGGAAGCCUGCUUUAGAGCAUAUUGCACAGAAAGAGAGCAGUUAUUGGCUCUUCACAGUGCAACUGUCUUUUGAGCGUCAUCUCCAGUUUACAGAGCAGUUGGCUGCAUGGGAAUAUUUUUCUGCCAUUUGUAAUGGUCGUUAAUGGUACAGGUUUAUUAGAAAUAACCUUGACAACAGUUAGUAUGUAUCUUGCAAGAUAUUUUUUUUUUACUAAAGAUGGAUGUAUUUGAUAUAUAUUCUGCAUAAUUCCCAUCAACUGUUACUAGGCUUUAGCUGCCACGGAUGUUUUGUCUUUCAGGAUCAGAGCAUGAGGCAUGUAUCUAGAGUAGUAUUACCAGUUACUGUAGAGGAUGCCAAAAUGCCUUUCAACCCAUUUGAUGUCAUUCAGCCAGUUUAGCCUCAAUGUGACUUACGAGAUGUGUGAGUAUAUAAGGACGAGCAAGCAAAUUAAUUACAUGCAUGUACAGCUGCAGCUUCAUGUUUGUGACUAUACAAAUUAUGUGAAGUAGACAAGAUAUGUGGGCAGACAUUUCACGUUUACAGCUUAAGUAGGUAAGCAGGUAGGAGACAGGACUGUGUAAAAUGAAAUAAUUUCUUGUUUAGUCUGGUUCUGGCUUUGUUUGGGAUCUUCUUGCAGCUGCAUCGUUACCAUUGGUUUAAGGGGGAUUGUUUGAUUUCUGACCUAAGCAACAGGUUACUCUCCACCUUGUGGGCAAGUUGGUACACCUGUCUUUGAGAUUGCAUGCCCAAUAGGUCAGAGAGAUCACCACAAAACAGUAUUAAAGUCUUCAGUAUUCACUCUUAUGUAGAACAUGUCAGUGAUUUCCUGGGGUUCCACCUGUCAGUAUUAUAAGUAAUGGAACCAACCUGCCUCUGUAGGUGGAAGAAAAACAAUCAUGUGACAUGCAAGAUGGUAGCUAAAACAGUCCUAUUACUGGCAAUAUUUUAAUAGAUAACAAAUAAAUUAAAACCUUGUCUGGCAUUGCAGAGGAUAGUUAAUAAAAUGAAUGAAUGAAUUGCAGCAUCAAGGCAAGAUUAAUUUAAACAGACCGGUGUGACUAGCUCUCCAGGGAAGUGGCUUUCCAGCUUUAUUCCUUCAGGGAGCCAUUUACCCAUGGACCUGUUUCCCAAAGAGACUUUCUCCAUCCGAGAUAGGAACUGUGUUUUGGAUUAUAGAGUAUGUUUGGGGGUAAAUGCUUGGUGUGGCAAACUAAGCCAGACUGGUGCUUUUUGUCAAUCAUCACUCCGGAAAAAAUAUGUGUACUAUAGACCACAUGUAACACCCUGCUCCUUCUAGUUGUGCAUUGCAGGAGAGUGCUGAUAGAGAGGGGUACGCUUUCAAUGAAUUGUGUCUGCAUUACUGCUCUUCAUAAUUGAGGAACCACGGUAUCCAUUAGAACAAGGGUAGGCAACCUAGUGCCCCCCAGGUGUGUUGGACUACAGCUUUCAUAAUCCUUGUCCAUUGGCCAUGCUGGCUGGGGCUUAUGGGUGUCUGGAAGGCACCAAGUUGCUUUUCCUUCAGCUGCAACAUACUCUGAAACACUGCUCUAGAGUCCUGCUUACAUGGAGAACUCUUCAGGGGGUAUGUGCCACGAGUUAGUCUUUCGGGGACUUCCAAUACCUGCUAGUGAAACUUGAAAAGUGAGUUAAAGGAUGGAGUUGGAAACAAGCUCUAGCAAUGUAGAAAUCCCCCAUUUCCAAUUUAAGCUGAGUUUGCAGUGGCUCUGCACUAGCCUGCCUACCUAGCAGUUUCUCGUCUUUCUCCCCCCUCCCCCAUGCUUAUCAAGUUGCAAAGAAGUGGAAUGGAAUACAGCUAGAGUUGUUUCCUCCCUCAGCUGUGAAGGCUUCAGAGCAUGCUCUGAGCCUCUGUUGCGAACAGGCAUUCAGGGAAGUGCAUUCCCCUGCCCCCUUGCUGCCGAAUGAGUACAGAAGCAUGGAAACCACCCCAAACCGUCUUUUGCCCUCCUCCCCUUUCUCCACAACUUGGAAAACAUAGGAAGGGUGGUUGAGAAAAUGAGCAAAACUAGUCAUAAGAGCAUUGCCGCCUUAGGUAGAACUAGUCAGGAAAGAAAACACUUCCAUCACAUGGCUUGUUAGAGAAUUGUUCUUUAAGAGGAACAGCUUGGCUUUCCUCCAAAUCCUCCACAAGAGGGUGAGUUUUGCACACCACUAAUUUCGACAAGUCCAGUAGCAGCUGGGGAUCAGCAGAGGCUAGCUGUAUGCUACACACAAGAGACUGUUUGGCAAACACCAACCUGUCUUUCCAUAGGACUUGUUUCCCACACUUCCAGUCUAGCCUUCAGUUGUGCAACCAGCAGCGUGGGAAGGUGCCAUCUAGGUAUGAUUGAGUGGAUUGUUAGUGUAAUACUGAAUUUUGGUGUCCUAGAUAUAGUUGGUACUGUGAAGAAUCCCACUGUUGUGGACUUUGUUCAACAAAUUGUGCUGUUACUUCAAAAUUUAACAAAAAUAAAAAGCUUUCAAAUUUA